Messenger RNA from Neogale vison (American mink), 547 nucleotides. It is a transcript of the gene ATP5MG, whose product is annotated as ATP synthase membrane subunit g. Bases 132 to 443 code for a protein of 103 amino acids. Gene Ontology annotation, biological process: proton motive force-driven ATP synthesis. Gene Ontology annotation, molecular function: proton transmembrane transporter activity. The record is from RefSeq and is a predicted model, not a curated record. The transcript has 3 exons. NCBI's taxonomy places the organism in Eukaryota, Metazoa, Chordata, Mammalia, Carnivora, Mustelidae.
AAAUACUUUGGACCGGCACGGAAAGAGGAGGCCUGACCUUGGAAGCGGAACGGGGUCCUGCGACGGGUCCUUCGGGUGGGGGGGUGACAUUCAGCGGCGGUCCCGGACGACGGACCUUCCAACUUGGAACCAUGGCCCAGUUUGUCCGUAACCUGGCUGAGAAGGCCCCGGCGCUGGUGAACGCUGCUGUGACUUACUCAAAGCCUCGAUUGGCUACAUUUUGGCACUAUGCCAAAGUUGAGCUGGUUCCUCCAACCCCUGCUGAGAUCCCUACAGCUAUUCAGAGCUUGAAAAAAAUAGUCAAGAGUGCCCAAACUGGUAGCUUCAAACAGCUCACAGUUAAGGAAGCUCUGCUGAAUGGUUUGGUGGCCACCGAGGUGUGGAUGUGGUUUUAUGUCGGCGAGAUCAUAGGCAAGCGUGGCCUCAUUGGCUAUAAUGUUUGAAGACCAAUCUUUAACAUCUGUUUAUAUGUGGCUUAUUAUUUGAGGGUUCUUGGACCAUGUGUGAUCAGACUGGUACUUGAAUAAAAGAAGAUAAUGUGUCAAAA